This is a messenger RNA of Athene cunicularia (burrowing owl), 3872 nucleotides long. It is a transcript of the gene HHAT, whose product is annotated as hedgehog acyltransferase. Gene Ontology annotation, biological process: protein palmitoylation. The transcript has 11 exons. Gene Ontology annotation, molecular function: palmitoyltransferase activity. Lineage: Eukaryota; Metazoa; Chordata; Aves; Strigiformes; Strigidae. Gene Ontology annotation, cellular component: endoplasmic reticulum. Bases 1 to 1668 code for a protein of 555 amino acids. The record is from RefSeq and is a predicted model, not a curated record.
AUGGAGGCUAUUUUUCCCUUGCAUCCUCCCCCACCAUUUCUCUACAAGCGCAGAGGUUGGGACUUGGGUGUGAUGAAGACAGAUGUGGCCAGACAUUUUCAUGAUGAAGUCGGCUCCCUGGAGCUACAGAAAGUGCUUCCUCCAGUCUGUGAGCUGCAAAGCAUCGAGGUGGCAGGGGCAGUUGCAGUCCAUAAAUUUGUUUUUGUCACGCUGAAAGAUGAUUAUAGAUCUGUUAGCAACCCCCUGGCCUAUCAAAGGUUUUCUCUUCUCUUCUCUGCAGAAUAUGAAGCUGUGAUGGACAGAAGAUUUGGACUGGAACCAGGGACUCUCUUUCGGGGUCUCAAAAAGGACCCCACAGACUUUGAGUGGAGCUACUGGAUUGAAUGGGGAAGGGAGCGCAUACUGUGGCUUCUGGCUGGUCACCUGCUGGUGUCGCAAGUGUCCAGGCUCUUGGUGGAGAAGUAUAAACCAUGGUGCUUGAUGGUUUAUGGAAUGGCUGCUUGCUGGUUGUUACUGGGAAUCAAGGGCUUUGCUGUCAUUUUGGUACAUGCAACUAUUUCGUUUGCUGUGGCUCAGUUUCAGCUGUCGCUCCUGACGUGGUUGUGCUCCCUUAUCCUGCUGUCCACUUUGCGCAUACCAGCUGUGGAAGAAGCCAAGAGAAAGUGGUAUGACACAGAAAAUGAGUAUUAUCUGCUGCUCUUCACUGUGUCUGUCCGCUGCCUCUUCUGCACAAGCUUCAGCCUGGAGUACUGCUGGCAUGGACCUGCCCAGAAGUCAACCCACUCGUUCCUGUGGAUGCUGGCAUACGUGUUUUAUUAUCCCAUGUUCCACAAUGGACCCCUUAUGAAUUUUGAUGAAUUCAGUAAGCAGAUGAGACGACAAGAAGCCUUCAGUUUGAAGACCAAUCUCAGCAUCUUAAUUGUGGGCAUAAUUCGUAUUUUCUUUUGGUGGUGUCUGGCUGAGCUGAUGAUUCACCUCAUGUAUAUCCACGCUCUCUACAGCAGUGCUCCACCUUUGGAAGCUGCAUCAUACUGGGCAUUGGGUGGCCUGGCUUUAGCUCAAGUACUAUUUUUUUAUGUGAAAUACCUGGUUCUGUAUGGUGUUCCUGCCCUCCUCCUUCAAAUGGAUGGACUCAAACCUCCAGCUCUGCCUUGCUGUGUGAGCCUGAUGCACAGUUUCACUAAAAUGUGGAGAAGUUUUGAUGUUGGGCUGCAUCGCUUUUUGGUCAGGUACAUCUAUGUUCCGAUGGGAGGAUCUCAGUCCAGUCUGCUGGGAACACUCUUUUCCACAGCCCUCACUUUUGCCUUUGUAAGCUAUUGGCAUGGAGGACAGAGUUAUUUGUGGUACUGGGGCGCACUUAAUUGGUUUGGAGUAAUUGUGGAAAACAGCGUCAGGAGGAUACUUUCUAUUUCACUUAUUCAAGAUUUAAUUGAGCAUUUCUUCUCACCAAGAAUUCGUCGUCGACUUCAUGCUGUCCUAGCAUCUGUUAGCACUUCAAUGUUGAUUUUAUCAAAUCUAAUAUUUCUUGGAGGAAAUCAUGUUGGAAAAAUCUACUGGAACAGGAUCUUUAUGGAAGGCUGGCCAUGGGCGACACUGACUGUUCUCGGGUUCCUGUACUGCUAUUCUCACGUUGGAAUUGAAUGGGAGCAAACGUACGCUGUGAGUUAGGAAUGACGCAAAACAAUGAUUUUUAAGACAGGUUGAUGGCUUUUCUACCCUGUAUAUCCUGUCUGCAGAAGCAUGUGCCAGACCAAGUCUUUGGUCAGUGUGUUAAAACCAAAAGCUCAUUUAAUUGAUUCUGGAUUGUGAAUGCAGGAAUUAAACUACAAACACUGAUGGGCUGUGAUUGGGGGUGGGGAGAAAUUAUGAAGCAUUUGAAUUAUGUUAUUUUUAUAAAACAGCAUCUCUGUGGCUCUAUGUACGUUGGAAGCAUGCAUCUCAGAAUAGGUAUUUUAUAUAUGCUGGAGAAAGGUUUUGUUUCUUCCAAUGUUCUUCUGCCUAUUUUGAGAUAUUGAAGAAGAAAAUUUUUCCUACCUUGAAGAAUUUAAAAAGCCCAGUCUCUUAUAGUCUCUGUGUAGGGGCACACAGGGCUGUGCCCUGCACUUACACUGUUCCGUGAAGGGCAUGGUGUUCAUCAGUUCUUCUUGAUUGCUUUCUGAUUUAAGUUAGAACAUUUUAACUGCAGUAGUUCAGCCUUAAGCUGCUUUUCUACCUAGUGUAGCAAAGUCUGCUUUUUUGCUUUAAUGUCUUCAUUUAAAAAUUUGCCUUUAAAGCAAUACCCUUUGUCUGGUAGUCUUAGGAAUGGUUUUAUUUGUUUCUUUAAAAAGAGAGAGUAGGGAGGCAGAACUUUUCUUAAGAAUCAGCUUUUCUUUUUAAUCAAUUAUGACCUUAUAGCUCCUUGGGCUUUAAGUGCUCUCUGCCUCCUGUUAGAACUAAAGCAUAUACCAUGAUCUUUAUUAUGGGGUAAAAUCCCACCUUGAAGGGAACCAUUCAGUCUGCCUCUUCUAUUUUUCUGUUACGGAAGGUCUGGCUGACUGGUAAAUCUGUUCAGUCUGCCUCAUUCUGUGGUGUCCAGGCAAUCAGCUCCACAAUAUUAAAGACACCCUAGGAGUAGCAUUUUAAGACCUUUAAAAAAGUUAGAAUGGUCCAAUACAGUGACACCAAAUUAGCCAGAGCUCCAUGUCCUUUGCCCAAAGGCAAACCUGUUACAGCAGCAUCUUUGCUAAAAGACUGGGUUGCCCAGGGCAGAGAAAGUCCUGCCUGCCUGCAAGUGUCAGGGCUGCAGGAGUGCUUCAGCACGUGCCGUUUUCCAAGGGAAGGAGAGACCCUACUCCUGUCUGGUGUAAGGGGUGUCUCCCAAGCUGUUAUUUUUUAAACUGAUAUUGAAGAUCAGCUAGUCUUUCUAAAGUUAUACAUUUCACCUAGGCCUGGUGAAAGGCCACCAGUCCUGGAGAGGGCUUCUUGCAAGAGCAGCUUCCUGCACCCAAAGCAGGACUCCUGUCAAAACCUGUCCCAUUCCCCUUGGCAGCCAUUUCAGCCUGUUGGGAGUCACAGUUAGCAUCCUGCUGUCCAUCACACUCACAGCUUCAGCCAAGUGUGAUAGAGCUUAUCCCUUCAACAAGAAAUUCAGCCCCUGAGAUAGGCUUCAGCUUAGUGCCUGCAUUUCUGAUGUCUCUGCUGCUCAGAACUAUGGCAGCCUUCUUUUUCCCCUUCAUUUAUUCCUGAAGAAAAAAGGGUAGAGCCUUUAGUUCUCUGUCCAUCUGGAGACAAAGCCCAUCUCUUGCUGUUUCAAAGCAGAAGUUCCAGCCCUUUAUGUUUAAGGAAAGAUUUUCUACCCCAUGAUUUCCCCUGGAAGUAAUUUCUAGGAGAUACCGUGGACUGUUGAAAAUAAGACACACCUUGAAUGCUGCCUGGCCAGAGACAUGGCCCUCCUGAUUGACUUAUGAUAACUGCAGGGAUCCUCUCAGCCACAAGGAAGUAUAUUGCUCUCAGCCUCUGAAUUUACUAAAAGGAUCUGAGACUGGUCUCCAUUUCGGAGUAGAGCUGAGCUAAGGGCAAGAACUUUCACAAACUUAAAACUUUGUAAUUAAUUUCUCAAACUUUGUAAUUAAGUGAAAUUGGUAUUGGAGCAAAAAGUCAUGAGUCUGUUCUUCAGUCUUAUCGAUUACCGUUAUUACAUGAGACGAGGGGCUACUAAGUGAUUAGAUUCCAAUUUGUAUGCAUGCAAAACUUCCUGCUCCAAUAUGGAAACAACCUUGAAGGUCAUCUAGAGUAUGCUUAUUUCUGAACUAAAAUUGGUUGGGGGGUGGGGGGGUGGGUGUUGUAGGGGGGGUGUGUGUGUUUCAGUGCUUUAUACAUCUUUCAUAAUUUUG